GCUUGUCUGGCACGCGCGUCAACAACUGUUCAACCGAGGAGCGUCUCUGCAUUCUAUUGGCGCGCAUUGUCGUUCGUAAAAUGUACGAACACACGUGUCUCGUGUCAGUCGGUACCAAGAAGUGAAUCGUGACGCCUUGUUCGUACGCAUUUCUCUCAAACUUUCCAAUUGCUUGGUAGUUUAAUCAUCAAGAAUCCUCAGUUGAUUGAUCACACGCACUUUCGUAACGAGAAUUCGCUUGAUUGAACAUUCAGUGACUUCUUGAUUCAUUUUACUGCACUUUCUGUCGAUCUGUGAUACUCUUGUGUGUACUCUGUCAUUGUCAACCCGGGAAUAUGAUAGGUUUUGAACCUAUGUAGCCGGCAAAUAUAAAUUAUUCUAGUGAUGUUGAUUUAUCUAAAAAAAAAGUAAAUUAGAUUUUUUUAUUUAAAGUUUAUUAAAAAAUUUUUAAUUUGUGUUUUUUAUAUUUUACAAGUGUUAAUAAUAUAAAAUUUAACCACAAGUGAAGAAUACAUUUACUUGAUUACGCAGUUAAUUAUGAUAAACUUUAUUGGUUAAAUUUGUUUACAUUAUGUUAAAAUAUUUAGACAAUAAAGAUAAGUAAUUACAGUGUAAUAUUUCUAAGAAAUUUCAUGUCGUUCUAUAAAUAGUUUUAUUACUUAUCAGAUUAGAUUUAAUUAAUCAUGAAUUAUGAUUUCAAUUCAUGCUUUUUCUUCAAUCAAUCUCCUGGAAGAAAUGAAUAUUUGAUAAUUUGGCAAAAGACAUAAAAUAUUAAAAAUUACAUCAGUAGAGGAAGGAUAUGAAAUAUUAUUACAAAAGAUUGUGAAAAAUAAAAUAAUAAAGUGAGUAAUUGUGGUAAAGUUAUCAACAACAUUAUGCUUCAUUGGACCAGUCCAGUUGAUAGAGGUUAUGCAGCUCCAACGAGUAGGCAAUGUCUCAAGUAACAGUAAUAAACCGUUGAAUGAUUCUGAAACAAUGGCAAGUAAAGGCAUGAAUUCUCCAGUUUUAUAUAACCGAAGUUUCCUACAUGGUGAUGUUAUUAGAAAAAAACAUGAAACACUUGAUAGUUUAGCUUUAAGAAGAACUAGUUUUCCACUUCAAUUGGUUCCCACUGAUAUCGUUAUCAUAGAUAAAAACAUAGAGGAUACUGAUGAUAUUUUAUCGAUUGAUUCUUGCCAAAUUGAUGCUUCUACUGAACGACAGUCUAGUUUCAAGGAGCAAUCAAACAAUGGUGAGGAGUAUGAUAGAGAUGCGAGAAUCACAUCAGUGUUGAAUUCUGUUGAUGAUAUUGCGAAUAAAGAGGACGUUGACACUCAAGUACCGAAAGACUUAGCAGAUUUGCGAGUAAAAUCUGAAACAAAGUUGGAAUGUGAGUUGACUCGUUCAAAAAGAAGGUCUCCAUCGAGUGCAGAUGGUGGAAAAUUAGUUGUUAAACCGAAAUGGAUUUUUACAAGUACAAUGAUGCAUUACGUUCCUAAAAAAAGUAAAAGACAUAAAAGUUAUAGUAAAAAUUUCUCGAAAAGUAGUGGAAAGCAAAAAGAUAAGAAUAAAGACUUACCUCGAACUGUUUCUCUACCUACAGACUUUGUUCAUGUCGCAGGCAAUAGAAGAUGGUCUUGGCUUCAAGAUGUAGACUUAAAUACUCAGACAAAGGUAAUUACUCAUGAAGAAAAAUGUGCGAUACUGACUUUGAUUGGAGAAAAACAAGAUAAGGAAAAUAUUUGUGAAAGGAGUUCAUCGGUAGAAACACCGGUAUACGAACCUGUCGAGAAAUCGGUGAACGAGUCAACGGUAUCUUUACCUGAGAGCUCAAAUCAACCGGAAGAACUCGUAAAAAUCAACAGCGAGUCUCAAGUCUAUUCAUCAAAGCCUCGUGCUAAUGUGAGUUUUUUGUGGAGCAACAUUGCCAAGUGUUCGAGCGAUGAAAAGAAUUUGGAAAAUUCUAAAAAUGAAUACAAUUGUGCGGAUAACCAUGAGUACGAUGAUGUAGGUCCUUCACAACAAAUUCCGGAUGAAACAUAUGAUGAUGUGGGAGUGCCUAAAGCAUACGGAAAUGGUAUAUUUUCUGUGAAAUAUCAAGAAGAAGUAAGAGAAGAUGAUGAGCAAGUUUAUGACGAUGUUAUACCGUCUAAUAUACCUAUUCCAUUGUUGAAAAUGGAAGUGACAGAAAAAGAAUCUACAAAAACCGAGAUUCUGAAGAAUCUAGAGGUUGUACCGAUUAGUUUGAAAAAAAAUAAUUCUGCUGAAAAAACAGUAGACACAGAAGAUGGCUUUAUCUACGUGACAAAUGAUGCUUAUUCAACAAUUGGUGAAGAUACUAACGAAGAAGACGCCGUUUAUGAUGAUGUAGGAAUUUUAUAUGAGUCUCGUGUUAACAGUAUUUAUGCUGGAUCUGUUGAUAUUUUUUCCUUAGAUCCUACCAAGGAAUCUGAAUGGGAAGAUUUAGAAGAAUGUUCUCUGCUUAAUGGAGUAUCAAAAAAUAAUGUACAAUUAUCGCUUAAGAGUAUAACAGAGUCUCAAGCGGUAGUAAAUAAAAAGAAAUCAGGGCAAAGACGGGCAAGGAAAGUUCGCCGCCAGAGAUCCAAAGCAUCGCGAAGGAAUUCAGCACGUUCGGCCAACAGACUGUCGCGACAAUCCACUAUAUCUGAUACGUGCUCCGAUGAUUCAAAUUACGAGACUUUAUACUCAUUCGAGGCAAACCAUCAAAAUGAUAUGGAAUCAGGAGUGAAAAGUUGGUCGGAAAAUUCAACUGAGGUGGUAUCGAGAAAUCGAAUUCCUAUGGAGGCACCAGCAAGACCCGUCCCGCCUCCUCCACCCAGAGAAUCUAAUUUAUCAGGAACAAUUGGUAGAAGAAUGCAAAUAUUAAAAAGAACUUGGAGUAUCACUAAAGGUAGUUUAGGACGCAUGAGAAGAAAAGCAUCUACAGAUAUAGAGUCAAAUGUUGAUGAUAAUGGAAAAUCACUAAACUUGGAUCACCAUACUGAUGGAAGAAAAGGCAGCCAAGUAUUCAAUUUUAAAAAACAUUUUCAAAGGAAUACAAUCGGCACUUCUACCUUCUAUCUUGAUAAUGGCUGCGAUAAUAAUAUGAUAACCAGUAAUAAUAGCCUUGAUGAAAUUUAUCAGAAUAGCAAUUGGUCAAUUAAUUCUAAUUAUUCUUCAGCUCAAGAGAAUUCAAGUGAGAAUGAUUAUAAUAUGCUAGCUGGAGAACCUUUGUAUCAAUUUUAUGCAGCAUCAACAUUUCGAGGGGCUUUUCAAUCAGAUUCUGAUAGUUAUGGUGAUACAGACGAUUCAAUAUCAUUGCCAGCAACAUCUGAAUUAGGAAAACCUGGCCAACGAACAUUAUGGAGUCAAACUCCCCAAGUAAUAAAAAGUGGCCUACUCGAAAGAUUAACUCCUGACGAAAAAAAAAUACAAGAAGCUAAAUUUGAAAUAAUUACAUCGGAAGCAUCGUAUUUAAAUUCUCUUAGAGUGCUUGUUAAUGAGUUUUUAAUUAAUCAUGAGCUAGUAUACGAUGCUUUGUCACCAACCGACCGUGAAAAACUCUUUGGGAAUGUACCGAGUGUUUUAAUUGCUUCUGAAAGAUUUCUGGCGGAAUUGGAAAGUGUAUGGAAAGCCGAUCCAAUGUUGCCAGGACUUCCAGAUGCUUUACUUAAGCACGCAGAAGGGUGCUCUAAAAUCUAUAUAGAAUAUUGUUCGAAUCAAGUUAGUAUUGAUUUAACAUUGAAAGAGUUGAGAUCCAAAAAGUCUUCCAAGUUUAUUGAAACGGUGACACGGAUAGAAUCACAUCCGGCAUGCCAAAAUUUGUCUUUACAUUCCUUUUUAAUGCUGCCAAUGCAACGAGUUACCAGGUUACCUCUGUUAGCUGAUGCUGUCUUGUCAAAAUUAUCUACGGACCAUGAAGAGAGAUUAAAUUGGGAGAAAGUUUUAUCUGUGCUAAGUAAAGUUGUAACAGACUGUAAUGAAGGUGCUAGAAUAGCAGGAAGAUUGAUCGAAAUGAAGAUGUUGGCAAAAAAAUUAGAAUAUUCAGUUAAAGUUCCUCCAAUCGAUUUACGGGAUCGAUAUCUCGUGCGCAGUGGACCUGUCACACAGAUUUGUGCUAAACCAGGCGCUGAUUAUGUAUUGACAUUCAGAAAAAAAUAUAAUAAAACUCCUCUCUAUCUUCUUCUGAUGACAGAUCAUCUUCUUGUUACUAAAUUGAAGUCCAAUGCUCAAGAUGAAAUUUAUUUCGUCAUAGAUUCAUGCAGAAGAAGUGUAGUUGCCUUAGAAAAGGUGCCGGAUGAUUCUCCUUUCGCUGGUAGACACGCGAUGAUUCUGACAUUGCUUGAGAAUUAUUGUGGACGACAUGUUGAAUAUAUUUUAUCAUGUCAAAAUGCGACUGAGAGAGAAAGGUGGCUUGAUGCAGUGUCUCCCCCGAAGCCUAGUUUAGUUGGUGAAACUUUAUAUGAAACAUGGGAUUGUCCUCAAGUUAUGGCUUUGUAUUCUUAUACUCCAGUUCAACCUGAUGAAUUAUCUCUUCAGCCAGGAGAUGUGAUUAACGUUCUCAGAAAAAUGGCUGAUGGAUGGAAUCUUGGAGAAAAACUAGUAGGAGGUGAACAAGGUUGGUUCCCAGGAAAUUAUACUAAAGAAGUUGCUUCAGAGCAUGUUCGUGCAAGAAAUUUAAGACAACGACAUCGAUUGCUUGCAUUGAGUGAGAGUUUUCUUCUACAUUAUGCUAAACAAACCGUUCGGUAAUGUGAUAUCUUAAUUAUAGAGUAAAAAGUGUAAUAAAAAAGGCUUCCUUGUUAUAUGCAAGAUAUUGUUAAUAAUAAACGAAAUUACAUUAUGUAAAUUAUUAUUUAAUAUGUAAAUUUGUUAUGUACAUAAAAAUUAUUCUAU
Chelonus insularis is the source of this 4875-nucleotide messenger RNA. It is a transcript of the gene Exn, whose product is annotated as Ephexin. Gene Ontology annotation, molecular function: protein binding; guanyl-nucleotide exchange factor activity. The transcript has 9 exons. NCBI's taxonomy places the organism in Eukaryota, Metazoa, Arthropoda, Insecta, Hymenoptera, Braconidae. The record is from RefSeq and is a predicted model, not a curated record. Bases 910 to 4731 code for a protein of 1273 amino acids. Gene Ontology annotation, biological process: activation of GTPase activity.